AUGUCCCUUUGUUUAUCUUUCAAUGUGUUCACUCUCUACUCACGGAAGUAUCAAAGCCCCAAAGCUCAUUUCUCUUCUCAAUUCAUCAAUCAGAUUCAGGUAAAUUCAUUCUCACAUUUAUUACCAUCUUUUCCUUUGAAUUCAUCACCGCCCUUUAAGUUUAGUGUAAAAAGAAUCAACCCCAUUAAAGUUUCAACGUCAACAAGAGUUGAAGCUACUCAAUCUUCAUUUAGAAACAAGAAUCCGAAAGAUAUUAACAUUUUGGUUGUGGGUUCAACUGGAUAUAUUGGAAAGUUUGUUGUUAAAGAGUUAGUUGAUAGAGGCUUUAAUGUUAUAGCCAUUGCUAGAGAGAAGAGUGGGAUUAGAGGUAAAAAUAGUAAAGAAGAGGCUCUGAAUCAGUUACAAGGAGCUAAUGUGUAUUUCUCUGAUGUUACGAAGGUGGAAACUUUAGAAAAAUCAUUGAAUGAUUUAGAUGUUUCAGUUGAUGUUGUGAUUUCAUGUCUUGCUAGUCGUACUGGUGGUGUUAAAGAUUCAUGGAAGAUUGACUAUGAAGCAACAAAGAAUAGCCUUGUUGCUGGAAAGAAAUUUGGGGCUAAACAUUUUGUGUUGCUUUCUGCCAUCUGUGUGCAAAAGCCUCUUCUUGAAUUUCAGAGAGCGAAGCUUAAAUUCGAGGCUGAGCUGAUGAAAGAAGCUGAAGGUGAUAGUGGUUUCACAUAUAGUAUUGUGCGGCCAACUGCAUUCUUUAAGAGUUUAGGGGGUCAGGUCGAGUUGGUUAAAGAUGGGAAGCCUUAUGUGAUGUUUGGGGAUGGAAAUUUGUGUGCGUGCAAACCGAUUAGCGAAGCUGAUUUAGCUUCGUUUAUUGCAGAUUGUGUGUUGAGUGAGAAUAAAAUUAAUCAGAUUUUGCCAAUUGGUGGACCAGGUAAGGCAUUGACACCAUUAGAGCAAGGGGAGAUAUUGUUUAGAUUGUUGGGGAAGGAACCGAACUUCUUGAAAGUACCAAUUGGGAUAAUGGAUUUUGCCAUAGGGGUUCUUGAUUUCCUCGUCAAGAUCUUCCCUUCGAUGGAAGAUGCAGCUGAGUUUGGGAAAAUUGGAAGGUAUUAUGCAGCUGAGAGUAUGCUGGUUUUGGAUCCUGAGACUGGUGAAUAUAGUUCUGAGAAAACUCCUAGUUACGGGGAGGACACCCUGGAAGAGUUCUUCGAAAGAGUGCUUAGGGAAGGGAUGGUUGGUCAGGAAUUAGGUGAACAAGCAAUCUUAUAA
Molecule: messenger RNA, 1257 nt
Organism: Dovyalis caffra
Lineage: Eukaryota; Viridiplantae; Streptophyta; Magnoliopsida; Malpighiales; Salicaceae
Source: the annotation of a GenBank genome assembly